UCACACGAUACCCAAAUUACAAUGCCAGACUCACCGGCUGAUGUGAAGACCCAGACGAGGACCACACCGCCCACCAUGCCCCCUCCAUCACCUGCGCUGAGCCAAGGGACCAACCGUACCUCCUCCUACACCCCAAGCACAAUAAUGAACGGGAGCAGUCACUCCCCCACUGCAAUCAAUGGAGCCCCAUCCACACCCAAUGGUUUCAGCAACGGACCCUCUGCGUCUUCAUCGGCUGCACUAACCAAUCAGCAGCUGCCCCCGGCCUGCGGAGCCCGGCAGCUCAGCAAACUCAAGCGCUUCCUAACGACAUUACAGCAGUUUGGCAGCGACAUCUCUCCGGAGAUCGGGGAACGUGUGCGGGCCCUGGUGCUGGGACUGGUGAAUUCAACACUUACAAUUGAAGAAUUUCACGGGAAACUGCAAGAAGCAACCAACUUCCCCCUCCGCCCCUUUGUCAUCCCAUUCCUAAAGGCAAACCUUCCACUACUGCAGCGGGAGCUCCUGCACUGUGCCCGUUUGGCAAAGCAAAGCCCAGCACAGUACCUGGCGCAGCACGAACAGUUGCUUCUUGACACUAGCAUCAGCAGCUCACCCAGUGACUCUUCUGAGCCCCUCCUACUAGAGGUGAAUGAGAAUGGCAAGAGGCGGACACCUGACAGGACCAAAGAGAAUGCACAGGAAGGUCUCCACCCAGAUCACCUUGCCAAGAGGCCAUGCACCACAAGCCCCGCACAAAGAUACAGUCCCAGUAACGGACUCCUCCACCCACCCACCAACGGACUCCCACACCCCACCCCACCUCCUACUCAACACUACCGCUUGGAGGACAUGGUGCUGGCCCAUCACUACCGGCAUACAGACCCUCGGGAACUGCGAGACCGUCACCGGCAGGCAGCUGUGCAUGAGGUCAUUGAUCACCGGCUGACAGAACGGGAGUGGGCAGAAGAGUGGAAACAUCUCAACAAUCUGUUAAACUGCAUUAUGGAUAUGGUAGAAAAAACCCGCCGAUCGCUGACGGUCCUCCGCCGGUGCCAGGAAGCGGACCGAGAAGAGCUGAACCACUGGAUACGGCGCUACAGUGAUGCGGAGGACCUGAAAAAGAGUGUCAGCACUGUGAGUCAGCCAGUGCGACAUCACAACAGCUCCUCAAGCACCGAGUCCUCGCCGGCAGAGCCAUCCAGGGACUUCCUACAUAGGCCUCCAGCUGGAUAUAUGCCUGAGGAGAUCUGGAGGAAGGCAGGGCUCAUCUUCACCUCUGAGCUGUCUCUCUGCCCGCACAGAGGAGGCGGUGAACGACGUCAAGCGGCAGGCCAUGUCCGAACUGCAGAAGGCUGUGUCGGAAGCGGAGCGCAAGGCUCACGACCUCAUCACUUCAGAGAGAGCCAAAAUGGAGAGAACACUGGCGGAGGCAAAACGACAAGCAUCCGAGGACGCCGUCUCUGUCAUCAACCAGCAGGAGGACUCAAAGUUGUUGGAACUGCGGCCGGAAAGCAAGUGAGACCUGCAGCGGCUGCAACACAGCACGAUACUGUGGCUCUUUCUGCCAACACAAGGACUGGGAGAAACAUCAUCAUGUAUGCGGCCAAUCCCUGCACCACCCUCCCAGUGCACCACAAGCACCAACCACCCCCGCCACACCUGCAGCCAGCCCCACCACAAGCAGCUCUGCCUCUCGAUCUGGGACCCCUGCUACGCCCCUCCUGCUGGAUACCGCCUCACGCUAACUGAGACCUCUUGCGAUAAAUAUCUGAGGAUGAAGG
This is a messenger RNA of Nanorana parkeri, 1763 nucleotides long. It is a transcript of the gene CBFA2T3, whose product is annotated as CBFA2/RUNX1 translocation partner 3. Gene Ontology annotation, molecular function: transcription corepressor activity. The transcript is spliced from 10 exons. The coding region runs from base 22 to 1731 and encodes 569 amino acids. The record is from RefSeq and is a predicted model, not a curated record. Gene Ontology annotation, cellular component: nucleus. Gene Ontology annotation, biological process: negative regulation of DNA-templated transcription; DNA-templated transcription. NCBI's taxonomy places the organism in Eukaryota, Metazoa, Chordata, Amphibia, Anura, Dicroglossidae.